Athene cunicularia (burrowing owl) is the source of this 629-nucleotide messenger RNA. Its product is annotated as C-C motif chemokine 5-like. Bases 135 to 395 code for a protein of 86 amino acids. Gene Ontology annotation, molecular function: chemokine activity; CCR chemokine receptor binding. Gene Ontology annotation, cellular component: extracellular region. The record is from RefSeq and is a predicted model, not a curated record. Lineage: Eukaryota; Metazoa; Chordata; Aves; Strigiformes; Strigidae. Gene Ontology annotation, biological process: inflammatory response; positive regulation of ERK1 and ERK2 cascade; lymphocyte chemotaxis. The transcript has 3 exons.
UCCGAAAUCUGUGGAAAAGCGGUUAAAGUGGGUGGCAAGCAGAGUAUAAAUUGCAGUGCGGCAAGAGCCAAAGCCACAAACACCGGCAAGGGCAGCACAAAGCAGGACAGAGGAAGAGCCCUCACACAUCCACCAUGCUUGCUGCAAGGACGGUCCUGCUGCUUGUGCUGUUCCUCACCUCCCUGCACCCUGCCGCAGCCCACUUCUCACCCACUGAAUGCUGCUUUAAUCAUGUGCAGAAACCCAUCCGAAACAUAGAGAGUUUCUACCACACGCCCAGAGACUGCUCCAUGCCUGCAGUUGUGUUUGUGACUGCCAACGGUGCUGAGAUCUGUGCUGACCCCCAGAAAUCCUGGGUGAAGAGAGUCAUGAAAAGAAUUCAGAAGAAAAAAUGAAAUCCUCCUUCUGCCGUCCACCAUCCAACUCACCCAUCCAGCCCGCCCACCGCUGGAGGAAGGAGGUGGUGCUCGGGGAGCCUCUCCCACAAGGUGAUGGGUGCUGUCACUGCAGGCUGAGUCAGGCGUGCCCUGGCAGGACCGGGUGUCACAGCAGCAUGGACCAGCUGGCUGCCACAUCCCUCCCACUGACACUGCCCUCCCAGGAUGUGCCCAGCAGAGCAAGUAUUUAUA